Pseudozyma hubeiensis SY62 is the source of this 318-nucleotide messenger RNA. RefSeq lists its product as hypothetical. Lineage: Eukaryota; Fungi; Basidiomycota; Ustilaginomycetes; Ustilaginales; Ustilaginaceae. Gene Ontology annotation, cellular component: mitochondrial inner membrane. The transcript is spliced from 2 exons. The record is from RefSeq and is a predicted model, not a curated record. Gene Ontology annotation, biological process: protein insertion into mitochondrial inner membrane. The coding region runs from base 1 to 318 and encodes 105 amino acids.
AUGUCACUCUUCGGACUUGGAGGAGGCUCCUCAGCAGGCGCUAGUAAUGCUGCCGUAAGCUCUGCUCAGAUCGAAGCAGCAACCGCCGAGUUGGAAAUGGUCACCGACGUUUUCAACCGUCUGGUCUCUUCUUGCCACGCCAAAUGCAUCUCGACAAGAUACGCUGAACCCGACCUGAACAAGGGCGAAAGCAUCUGCAUCGACCGAUGCGUGAGCAAAUUCUUCGCGGUAAACGGGAAAGUCAACGAACUCAUGCAGUCCAUGGGUCAAGCUGCUCAAGGUGGCGCUCCUGGCGGCUCCGGCUCUUUCUUCGGAUAG